Messenger RNA from Protobothrops mucrosquamatus (brown spotted pit viper), 2370 nucleotides. Its product is annotated as vomeronasal type-2 receptor 26-like. Gene Ontology annotation, biological process: G protein-coupled receptor signaling pathway. The record is from RefSeq and is a predicted model, not a curated record. The transcript has 6 exons. The coding region runs from base 1 to 2370 and encodes 789 amino acids. NCBI's taxonomy places the organism in Eukaryota, Metazoa, Chordata, Lepidosauria, Squamata, Viperidae. Gene Ontology annotation, cellular component: membrane. Gene Ontology annotation, molecular function: G protein-coupled receptor activity.
AUGUGUGACAGGAGAUCUUGCAGAAAGGUCUUCAUUCAAGAUGGUGAUGUUUCUGACAUCAAUAUUGGUGAUACUGACUCAGAUGACUGUUUUCAAUGUCCAGAAAAUCAGUAUCCCAAUGUGGAUCGGAAUCGGUGCCUUCAAAAAGAUAUCAGCUUUCUGUCAUUCGAAGAACCUUUGGGAAUCAUGUUCACUGUUUUUGGCCUUUUGUUUUCUUUCCUCACAGCUUUGUUGAUGUAUGGGUCUGCUCCAGCAACAAAUAAGCAUAAACUGGAUGGUUUCUAUCACCAAAUGUUUCCAAAUAUGGAUUUUCAGUAUAAGGGAAUUCUUCAACUACUGAAGCAUUUUAUGUGGACAUGGAUUGGAGUCUUGUGUGUGAAUAAUGACAAUGGGGAGAAGUUUGUACAAAAUGUGAUUCCCAUGUUUUCCAAAAGUGGAAUCUGUUUUGACUUCAUUGAAAGAUUUCCAUUAAUUUCUUAUUCUACUGACAUUCUCACUAUGGUGAAAGAAGGGAUGAAAAUGUACAGUAUUGUGAUGAACAGCACUGUCAAUUCUGUGUUAAUUCAAGGUGAAAUUGAUAUAAUGAUAGUUUUGAGAAUGCUUCCUGCUAUGUCAAAAUAUGAAGAAAUGCCAUUACAAGGAAACAGUAAAAUCUGGAUUAUGACAGCUCAAAUGGAUUUCACAUCUCUUCCCUUCCAGAGAUUGGAAGACUUAGAUUUUCUCCAUGGUGCUCUAUCUUUUGCAGUUCAUUCAAGCGAAGCCCUAGGGUUUCGGGAAUUUCUUCAGAUGAGAAAGCCAAACCUCAUUCAAAAAGAUGGCUUUAUUAGAGUUUUCUGGAAAGAGGCAUUUGGAUGUGUAUUCUCAGAUUCCAUAGUGGAUGAGAAACACAACUCUAUGAUGGAAAAUCAACCAAUCUGCUCUGGGGAGGAGAAGCUAGAGACACUCCCAACAUCUGUUUUUGAAAUGGACAUGACUGGUCACAGCUAUAGCAUCUACAAUGCAGUCUAUAUUUUGGCACAUGCAAUACGUGUUGUUCAUUCAACCACCUUCAAAUAUAGAGCAAGAAUAAGCAAACUAAGACUUAUUGACUUCCUCAAACUUCACCCAUGGAAGCUCAAUGAAAUUGUAAGAAGCAUCUCAUUCAAUAAUACUAAAGGAGAAACACUAUCUUUCAAUCAAAAUGGAGAACUAGAUGCUGGAUUUGAUGUCAUCAACUGGGUCACAUUCCCAAACAAAUCCUUUUUAAAAGUCAAAGUUGGUGGAAUAGGAUCUAUGACUUCCCAAGAGGACAUGGUAAUGGUCCAUGAGGAAGCCAUCAUUUGGCCAAUCAGGUUUAACCAGGUCCGGCCAUCUUCUCUGUGUAACAAUUACUGCUCUUUGGGUUAUGCUAAGACCAAAAUAGAAGGGAAGCCAUUUUGCUGUUAUGAUUGUCUUCACUGUCCCCAAGGAAAGAUUUCCAAUCUUAUAGAUAUGGAUGACUGUUUUACAUGUCCAGAAGAUCAGUAUCCAAACAAGGAUCAGAAUUCAUGUCUUCCAAAAACGCUAACCUUCCUAACAUAUGAAGAAUCACUGGGGACCAUCUUAGUCAUUUGUUCUCUUUUGUCUUCUUUUAUUGUAUUGUUAGUUCUGGGUGUCUUCAUUAAAUACCAGGAUACUCCCAUUGUCAAGGCCAACAACCGAAACCUCACCUACAUCUUUCUCAUUUCCCUUCUGCUUUCAUUCCUUUGUGCUUUACUGUUCAUUGGCAAACCUCAUAAAGUGACGUGUCUCCUCCGACAAAGUACUUUUGGUAUAAUAUUUAGUGUAGCUGUAUCAUGUAUGCUAGCAAAAACUACCAUUGUGAUUUUAGCUUUCAUGGCCACCAAACCAAACUCUAUAGUGAGGAAAUGGGUAGGGAAAAGAUUGGGCAUUUCCAUUGUAUUUUUCUGCUCCUUCAUUCAAAUAAUUCUUUGUACUGUCUGGCUGUUCACCUUUCCUCCAUUUCCUGAUUUCAACGUUCACUUAAUGGCAAAAGAAAUUAUUCUGGAAUGUAAUGAAGGCUCCUUUAUCAUGUUCUACUGUGUCCUUGGCUUUAUGGGCCUCCUUGCUCUUGUCAGCUUUACAUUAGCUUUCUUCGCCAGGAAAUUACCGGACACUUUUAACGAAGCCAAAUUUAUCACGUUCAGCAUGUUGAUUUUUUGCAGUGUUUGGCUUUCCUUUGUUCCUAGUUAUCUGACCACUGGGGGCAAACAUAUGGUAACUGUGGAGAUCUUCUCCAUUAUAACAUCCAGUGGUGGCCUCCUCAUAUGCAUCUUUUUCCCUAAAUGCUAUAUCAUCAUACUGAGGCCUGAACUGAAUAACAAACAGCCACUAAAACAAAGAAAAAAAUGA